Molecule: messenger RNA, 4505 nt
Organism: Sus scrofa (pig)
Lineage: Eukaryota; Metazoa; Chordata; Mammalia; Artiodactyla; Suidae
Gene: OPRK1
Product: opioid receptor kappa 1
Biological process (GO): G protein-coupled opioid receptor signaling pathway; neuropeptide signaling pathway; sensory perception of pain
Cellular component (GO): plasma membrane; neuron projection
Molecular function (GO): dynorphin receptor activity; neuropeptide binding
Source: RefSeq, a predicted model, not a curated record
CGCGCUCGGGGGAAGGCGUCUGCGGUCAGAGCGCGGGGCCGGGGUCUGCGAGUCGGCGGCGCGGGGCUGCGGGUGCGCGGCGAUUCAGGGCUGAGCGGGAUCCGGGAGCGCGCGGCUCCCCGCCGGCCAGGACCCCUGGCACCGCUCCGCACGUCUCCAGGAGGCAGAGCCCGCAGGUGCCGCCUGUCUUGGCCCGGCGGCUGCAGCCUCCGAACAUGGAGCCCCCGGUCCAGAUCUUCCGCGGCGAGCCGGGCCCCACCUGCUCCCCAAGCACCUGCCUGCCCCCCAACGGCAGCGGCUGGUUCCCGGGCUGGGCUGAGCCGGACGGCAACAGCAGCGCGGGCUCCGAGGACGCGCCGCUGGAGUCCGCUCACAUCUCCCCUGUCAUCCCUGUCAUCAUCACGGCGGUCUACUCCGUGGUGUUCGUCGUGGGCCUGGUGGGCAACUCGCUGGUCAUGUUCGUGAUCAUCCGAUACACCAAGAUGAAGACCACAACCAACAUCUACAUAUUCAACCUGGCGCUGGCGGAUGCUCUGGUGACCACCACCAUGCCCUUCCAGAGCACCGUCUACCUGAUGAACUCCUGGCCCUUUGGGGACGUGCUGUGCAAGAUCGUCAUCUCCAUCGACUACUACAACAUGUUCACCAGCAUCUUCACCCUGACCAUGAUGAGCGUGGACCGCUACAUCGCCGUGUGCCACCCCGUCAAGGCGCUCGACUUCCGCACGCCCUUGAAGGCAAAGAUCAUCAACAUCUGUAUUUGGAUCCUGUCGUCAUCUGUCGGCAUCUCUGCCAUAGUCCUGGGAGGAACCAAAGUCAGGGAAGACGUGGACGUCAUCGAGUGCUCCUUGCAGUUCCCAGAUGAUGACUACUCGUGGUGGGACCUCUUCGUGAAGCUCUGCGUCUUCGUCUUCGCCUUCGUGAUCCCCGUCCUCAUCAUCAUCGUCUGCUACACCCUGAUGAUCCUGCGCCUGAAGAGCGUCCGGCUGCUCUCCGGCUCCCGGGAGAAAGAUCGCAAUCUCCGUCGCAUCACCAGGCUUGUCCUGGUGGUGGUGGCCGUCUUCGUCGUCUGCUGGACCCCCAUUCACAUUUUCAUCCUUGUGGAGGCUCUGGGGAGCACCUCACACAGCACGGCCGCGCUCUCCAGCUACUACUUCUGUAUCGCCUUGGGCUACACCAACAGCAGCCUGAACCCCAUCCUCUAUGCCUUUCUCGAUGAGAACUUCAAGCGGUGUUUCAGGGACUUCUGCUUUCCCGUUAAGGUGAGGAUGGAGCGCCAGAGCACGAGUCGGAUCAAAAAUACUGUUCAGGAUCCAGCUUACAUGAGGGAUGCUGAUGGGAUAAAUAAGCCAGUAUGACUAGUCGUGGAGAUGUCUUCUUAUAGUUCUCCAGGUAGAGAAGUGUUCAAUGAUCUAGGUUCGACUCAGAUUACUACUGCAGUCUGAGCAUGGAAAGGUAGAAAUUUUAAUAAACUUUUAGAAACCCCGUGAUCUGAGGUCAUAAGAUGCAGGCUGCAUAGUGACCCAGGUGAGUGGAAACAUCGAGGCUGUAGGAAUGUGGCACGAAAGCUCUGAGCAGGCAGGUGCAGCCCCUUUCUAGGGUGGGCAAGUUAGGCUGACUCCCAGUUCCUUUGCUGAACACAGAAACAAGUCUCUAUCUCCCGAUGACUAGAUAUAGGUCAGGACCCAUCUGCAGAGACCUUCCUAUGCAACAUGGUAUCAAAAGCUCUGGUUAGCAAAAAGGAAAAGAAUAAUAAAGUGGCUUCAGAGCUUAUUGGGCAUGCAGUGCAGAUGCUGAUCACGGACAGCAGCAACCUCAAGAAGAAGGAGAACCAUUUCCAGGGCCCGCGCCCAGCUCACUUUAUGCUGCGGGGACGCACAUUUCCUGCAGCUGCGUGGUGAGGAUUCCAGCACAAGACAUGCACACCUCAGGUGUCUGCUGUUCACGGGCAGUAGAAAAUUAUCUUGAUACUUCUGAGGUUAUUUAAAUAUGCCAGAGAUGCUUUCCAACAUAGUAUAAUUUCUUGAAAAGUGUGGCUUGUUUGUUUUUAGCAUGUUAUUCAGACAAAGAAUCUUAUGAUAAAGCAUGUCCCAAUGUCAAGACACAAGGUAGCUUAAAUACCACUAAUAUAUAUAUAUAUAUAUAUAUAUAUAUAUAUAUAUAUAUAUAUAUAUUCAGUUUCAUCUGUAAAUAAUAGCAUAUGUACAAAUAAGGAACGGGCUUGCCUUCCAGCCAGGCGGUUUCCCAAGUGCAUGCUAUUAAGGUCCCCGGGUCGUGGAUGCUGAGCUGUUCUGCUGCUACGCAACCUUUUGAAUGGAAAUCAGUCAUGGCCAUGGCGCCAUCUCUUUCCGACUCCCCGAGCACCUGUGAGUCCUUUAAAUGGGCUCAGAACUCAUGUGUUAAUGAAUCAGGGAAUAUUUAACUUGCUCCCAGGUUGUAGCCUUGGCAGAAUCUUGUUUAUAAGCAACAUCUCUUUGUGAAUACAUUGCUUUUACCAGAUUCUCUCUUUGUGGAAGGAGGGAGUCUUUCUCAUGCAAAUCUUGAGAUGUUAUUUUGUGGUUUUCAGCAGGAAGUAGAAUUGAUCCUAAUUGGAGCUGAAUUAUGUCCCUCAUGGUGCUUGGACAUACCUGGCCCUGUGUUCCCUGAGGGGCACACCUGCUGAGGAUAAUGACAGCAGGCAGCCCAUUUCGGAUAAUUUUGUUAAAACUUGCAGAUGAUAUAGAAAAUCCUCCUUCUUUCCCCUGAAAUGUAUGGUUUCAGAGGUAAUGGCUUUUUCUGCAAUUUGCCGGGGCAGAAGAAAGGGCUAAUUUAGAAAUAACACCCAUCUUUUCUUUAAGCCUGUAUUAUUAGGGCAGCACCCUCUGGAAUUUAUAGGAAAACCAAAUGUGUAGGCUGUAUAACUACUGGCAUCACCACAGCUCUAAGUUCUGUUCACUGUGUACUUUCUCUUUUAAGUGUGUCACAUAUAAAAGACAUAACUUGCAUGGAAGAUUUUGCAUGUGGCAACAGAAUUUUACUGUGAUGGUGUUUGUCGACGUUCCAGAUUUUCAUGGCACCUAACACAUAUGACUGACGGCAGCAUGGCAAGAUUUUCCAUAGUAAAAAUGACGUUUCUUAAAUUUCAUUGAUUUUCUUAGGUGUCCUUGUAUUCCUAUACCUAAAUGUACAUAGGAAUGGCUUAAAUAUCGGCUGGCAUUCACCCUGUGAUUAAAAAUAUUGGCCACCAUACAGGAGAGAUAUUUAUAGAGAGAAUAGUUCCAGGAACAGACUCUGUUGAUGCAGGACAUAGAAAAACCUCCUUCACGCCCCACAUCCCUCCUGGCACCCAUGGCCAUUAUUGGGGUCUCAGCGUUGGCCUGAGGAUCUAAGUUUGCAGCCCAAGAAGAGAGAGAAGCGACUCUCAGGGCUCGUGAGGUCAGGGUGUGCCAAGCUUCUCCACUGUUGUAAGCAGCAGGGUCCCCAAACCGGAAGAGGACAGAACAGUGGUAUCAUCGUAGGGCAGUACUUUAAAGAACGAUGAGGUGAAUCAUGUGCGGUAGAAAAAAAUACCACGUACCCAAAUGUAUUUCUUUGUCAAGAGUGUGUGAGAAUUGAGUGUGUGUGCGAGUGUACGUGUGAUACCAUGUGCAUGCAUAGUGUGGGGGAGUGUGUGUGUCUGUGUCCCAUUUCUCGAUGUCCCUGGCCUCCAACCACAGCAAAGAGGGCACCGUCCACCAUGCCUUUUGGGGGCCACAGCUGCAUUUAUCUAACGUUGAAUUCAACUGUCCCCAUGGACUCCUUCUUCCUCCCCUGGUAAAAACUUCUGGAGGAUGGGUCCUCGUGAGAAGUCAGAAAAAAUGCGGAGAAAUGAAACAUCGUACAGGAGGCACCAGUGAGGGUGAAAAAAACCACAGUUCUGGCUGGAGGAAAGUAGAAGCACCAUUAGUGUCCUGGAUUCCUCUUCUGAAUCUGGACACUGCCCCUGUGCAGAGUUUAAGUCAAAACUCCAGGCUGAAUACUAAAAAGGAAGCACAGUUUGGAAAGAUAGUUUUGAAAAACUCAAGGGACAGUCACAUAAGUCUUAAGAAAAGUGGUUUCAUUCUGUGAUGCACGACUGAGAAAUAAAGUUCUUUAAUCUGUAUGUCUGUUAUCAGGCAAUUUAUAGAUGCUUCGUCUAGCAUUGGGACAUAAGAUGAAUGACAGGGAUAAAAGGAAUACAUGGGCUGGCUUUAAAUGAGAGCUUUCUCAGGAGAAAACUGUGACAAGGUUGUACAUCCAUUUAAUGGGAUUUAUUUUCUAAGCAAGAGCUGUUUGGAAGAUUCAGCAUAAAUAUGAAAGGCUCAUCCCCAAAGGGCAUGAACCUGCUUGCCAUAAGGGACUUUUCUUCUUUGAAACAGAAGUGUAUUCAUAUAUUCUUUACUCUAAUGUGUAUUAUGUAUAUCUUGUACUUGGAAGGUGAAAAUUAUGCCUUGUAUAUAUGAUUGUGUGCCUUGCUGUAAAAUAAAAACUGUACCUGCUAAAAUCCC